GAUGUGUUAGAGAAGAUUAUUCGUAUAUUAAAGUUACAUUUUAUCUUGAAGAUUUCUAUGCAAUUUAAAUGAUGCAAACAGUUCUGCAUGUCUGAUUGUAAGUGUCCAAGGGCUUGACAAAGUCCUACUGUUACGGUCUGUUGGCAGAAAUUUCAACCAGUGCCGAUCUUUCAUGGAUUCCUGCAGAUUUGAUCAUCCCUACAUGCCAAAACAAAUGCUUUCAAAGAGCCCUGCAUAUUAUUGAACUGAAGCCAGUCUCGUCCUCUCUGCAGAUCUCCUCCCAUGAGAGAACACUGUUGUGAUGGCAGAGGGAUCUGAAUUUGACCUGGACUACAUUACAGAGCGUAUCAUUGGCAUCGCCUUUCACCAGUCCUGCACAGAGCAGACGUACCAGCACAACCUGCAAAGCAUCAUGCAGAUGCUGCAGUCCAAACAUGCUGAUCGAUACAUGGUCAUCAAUUUAUCCGAACACAGUGAUGAUCUCAGCAGGAUGAAUCACAGGGUGGUGGAUUUGGGAUGGCCAGAGCGACAUGCUCCUUCGCUCCAUCUGCUGUGUUCGGUGUGUAAAAACAUGGACAACUGGCUUAGGACAUACUCUGAAAAUGUGCUGCUGCUACACUGCAAAGGCAGCAAAGACAGAGUGGGUGUGGUAAUAUCCUCUUACAUCCAGCUAUCUAAUGUUUCCACCAGUGAGGAACAUGCAUUAGAUCUCUACUCCAUGAAGAAGUUCUGCAGUGAUAAAAUGGUUAACCUUAUGACUCCAUCUCAGAAAAGGUAUGUGCAGGUGUUUGGCAGGCUCCUUACCCAUCAGAUCCGCAUAAACUCUUCCCCGCUCUUCAUCCAUGGCAUUAAUAUCCAUCCCAUUCCUGACUUCCACCCUACAGUGUGUCAGCUGUUUAUCAGAGUGUAUCUAGACACACAGACAGUAUACACAUCAGGAUUGCAGCAGGUUGCCGUAGGUCAGACAGAAAGAGUGUGUUUUGUUCUGGAACCCCCACAGAUGCUCAAAGGUGAUUUCAUGAUUGCGUGUUAUCAUAAAAAUGAUUCCAUGAGGACUCAUGAGACAGUGUUUCGUGUGCAGUUCCACACCGGCACUCUGUGUGGAGACCAACUUUCUUUGCAGAAAGAAGACCUUGAUCAUGCAAACAUAGACCCAAGAUUCCCAGAGGACGGUGUGGUGGAGGUGCUCUUUUCAGAAAUUGCCAACAGAGACCCAUCCCUUGCUUCAGAUUGUGGCUACUGGAGGAACGGUUCAGCAGUUGUCAUUGAAAAUGACCCUCUGAAUUCACUACACGCUCAAUGGGACUUCACUGAAAAUCUUAAAGAAGCUGCCAAGCAAAAAGAAGGCACACACUCUCUGAGCAGUGACUCUGGACUCUCCAGCUCCUCCCAGUGGACUGGAGGACAAACCUCUGGGCUCCCAGUCAGCUCCAGCUCUGAGGAGCAUCCCCAGCUCCCCAGAGGGCUAAGAAUGGAGGAGGAACAACCUUCUCCAGGCAUCCUGAGAUAUGACCCUAAAGCCAAUCAAGCAGCAUUUGAUCAUUCCAGUCAUUUAAAUGGUGAAGCUAUGUUCAUAGAGCGAGAGACGGACAUUUUAGAUGAUGAUGAUGACAUCAUCGCUCCUAAUGAUGCCAUUGCUGCCGUUUCAGACUCUAAAGGCACACUGUCUUCAAAGGAAAUGUCUGGCUUGUCUUCAGGUGAAUGUCAGAACUCCGUCCAAUCAGAUGAUUGCCAAAGUGAAGCUCCUCCUGCCAUAUUUAGAGAGGAUGUGAAUUCCUCAAACACACUCCUACACACUUCAGUACCUGCUGGAUAUCAGACACAUAUAUGGGUGAAACAGCAACAAUCCACGUCUUACAUGCACACUUCAUCAGACAGACUGGAACACAGGAAGGAGAUGGAGCUCCAAAAAGGUGCAAACAAACCUUCAUUACCAGACAAUGGCUUUCCGGAGGCGCAGUCCGAGCCAGACAAGGACGAUGAGUUUGCGACACUGGCUUUGGAUGUAGAUCAAUCAAUCGAACAGCUCAAUCAGCUGAUCCUGGACCUUGACCCCGACUUUGAGCCAAUCCCCACCCAGGCAAGGAGUCACAUGACCCACUCGGCCUCCCUUCACACCAAUGGAAAGACGCACUCGGGUGGAAGGGCCAAAUCCCACCAGUCAGGUUGGAGGCAGAGACAGCUCAGUGAUGUCUCUGAAUACUCUGUGCUGCUGAGUGCAGGUAGCGAUCGAACGCAGAACAAACAGAGAUUCGUCUUUGGCAAGCCAUCUCCGCAAGGUCUAUAUCACACUGACACUGUUGACAUUGGUGACCUUCCUCCAGAGGCUGACAGUCCACUGUGGGUGGGUCUUAAUCAAGUUCAGCCCACACCGGCAUUUCCUGUGACACCCCCUACUCCAUAUGUGAAGAGUGGACAUGACUUCAUCCCUUCGAGACCUGGCUCUCAAACCAGUAGAUACUACAUGAGCUCUCCAAUAUGGCAAGGUAAUCAACUGACACAGAGGCUACAUUCUUAUGCUACUUCUUUUUAUAACUACAGUAGCAAAAUCAUGUUUAUAUCUACUUGA
Molecule: messenger RNA, 2569 nt
Organism: Sinocyclocheilus anshuiensis
Lineage: Eukaryota; Metazoa; Chordata; Actinopteri; Cypriniformes; Cyprinidae
Product: tensin-3-like
Exons: 15
Coding region: 302-2569 (755 amino acids)
Cellular component (GO): focal adhesion
Source: RefSeq, a predicted model, not a curated record